Gavia stellata (red-throated loon) is the source of this 1500-nucleotide messenger RNA. It is a transcript of the gene CDK18, whose product is annotated as cyclin dependent kinase 18. Bases 16 to 1437 code for a protein of 473 amino acids. Gene Ontology annotation, biological process: protein phosphorylation. The record is from RefSeq and is a predicted model, not a curated record. Gene Ontology annotation, cellular component: nucleus; cytoplasm. The transcript has 15 exons. Lineage: Eukaryota; Metazoa; Chordata; Aves; Gaviiformes; Gaviidae. Gene Ontology annotation, molecular function: protein kinase activity; ATP binding.
GCAGCACAAGGUAAAAUGAACAAGAUGAAAAACUUCAAGCGGAGAUUUUCACUCUCGGUUCCUCGGACGGAGACCAUCGAGGAGUCACUGACGGAGUUCACGGAGCAGUUCAACCAGCUCAACAACCGGAGGAAUGAAGACCUGGCUCAAGGGCACCUGCAGCUGGGACACCUGGGCAGGGACUUUCGAGGAGACACCAGCCCCAUCUCCCCCUCUGAGGUGGAAGGCCAGUCGCCGAUGGCUGUGCGCUACCGCAACAACAACCAGCGCCGCUUCUCCAUGGAGGAUGUCAACAAGCGUCUCUCCCUGCCCAUGGACAUCCGCCUGCCCCCCGAGUUCUUGCAGAAGCUGCAGAUGGAGAGCCCGGAGUUCCCCAAGCCCCUCAGCAGGAUGUCCCGACGGGCUUCCCUCUCAGAUAUCGGGUUCGGGAAACUGGAAACUUAUGUUAAACUGGAUAAACUGGGAGAGGGCACUUACGCCACUGUCUUCAAGGGACGCAGCAAGCUGACCGAAAACCUCGUUGCCCUGAAAGAAAUCCGUCUGGAGCAUGAGGAAGGGGCACCUUGCACAGCCAUACGGGAAGUGUCGCUGCUGAAGAACCUGAAACAUGCCAACAUCGUGACCCUGCAUGACAUCAUCCACACAGAGCGCUCCCUCACCCUCGUCUUCGAGUACCUGGACAACGACCUCAAACAGUACCUCGAUAACUGUGGGAACCUGAUGAGUGUGCACAACGUGAAGAUCUUCAUGUUCCAGCUGCUGCGUGGUCUGGCUUACUGUCACGGGAGAAAGAUCCUGCACCGAGACCUCAAACCCCAGAACCUGCUCAUCAACGAGAGAGGAGAGCUCAAGCUGGCAGACUUCGGACUAGCCAGAGCCAAAUCAGUCCCUACGAAAACGUAUUCCAAUGAAGUGGUCACACUGUGGUACCGGCCCCCUGACGUCCUGCUAGGAUCUACCGAAUAUUCCACACCCAUUGACAUGUGGGGUGUUGGGUGCAUCCACUACGAGAUGGUCACCGGACGGCCCAUGUUCCCCGGCUCCACGGUGAAAGAAGAGCUGCAUUUGAUUUUCAGGCUGCUGGGAACCCCAACAGAAGACACCUGGCCUGGAAUAACAUCCAACGAGGAGUUUAAGGCUUACAAUUUCACGCAGUACCGAGCCCAGCCGUUAAUAAAUCACGCCCCAAGGCUGGACUCAGAAGGCAUUGACUUGCUGAUGAACCUCCUUCUGUACGAAGCCAAAGGCCGGAUUUCGGCGGAGGCAGCCCUGCGGCACGCUUACUUCAAGAGCCUGGGAGAGCGGGUGCAUCUCCUGCCUGACAACAUCUCCAUCUUCUCCCUGAAGGAGAUCCAGCUUCAAAAGGACCCUGGCUACAGAGGCUCAGCCUUUCAGCAGUCAGCCCGAGGGAAGAACAGGAGGCAGAGUAUAUUUUAAACUUGGAUCUCGUGUUCCCCUUGUCACCAUGGAGAUCAAAGCACUGAGAAAGGAGACGGCAAC